Molecule: messenger RNA, 339 nt
Organism: Cladophialophora bantiana CBS 173.52
Lineage: Eukaryota; Fungi; Ascomycota; Eurotiomycetes; Chaetothyriales; Herpotrichiellaceae
Exons: 2
Coding region: 1-339 (112 amino acids)
Source: RefSeq, a predicted model, not a curated record
AUGCCGAGAGCUCAGACCUCCCUUUCCACUGUGAAUUUCGCUGUUGAAUUGCGACUUGAGGUACGGGCUUCGCAUGUUGAGAAGCCUCGUCGCGUGCAGAGACACCGCGACGAUCUCCCGUCAGAGUACGAUCGAUUCCUGGGGAUCAGCAUCGACGAGAACCGAGUAGCGACAAGCUACGACUUUGGCGAGGAUCUGUCAGAGCUGGGAGAGGACAAAGAAGACGACCGGCCGGAGAGAUCUUACCGCGGGUCUGAUGCCGAGUACUAUUACGAGCUGAAAGAAUUUCGCGAAGAAAGGAAGCUGGAGAAGCUACGGGAGCGGAAGGAGAAGGAAUGA